GGCUCUUCUUAAUUGCAGACAUGUGGCAGGAGUUUCUGCAGACUGUCCGGUCUUUUGACACAUCUCAGCAAAAUGUGAUCACAGCAUCUUGUGUUGUAGGAGGUGGAAGCCUCCUGAUUUACUGGCUCCUGACGAGGCGCAGGAUGAAGACCCUAGAAAUAGGAGAUGGAUGGUGGGGGUUAGGUGAAAAACCAUCAAGAAGUCAAGAAAAUCAUAUGAUUAGACCAUUCCAAGUGAAAACGUCUGAGAAAGAAAUCCAGGAUUUGUACCGAAGGCUUGACCAGACUCGCUAUACACCACCACUAGAGGGAGCUGCCUUUCAUUAUGGUUUCAACUCAGACUAUUUGCAGAAAGUGGUCUCCUAUUGGAGAAAUCAGUUUGACUGGGAGAAACAAGUUAAAAUCCUUAACCAGUACCCACAUUAUAAAACUACUAUUGAAGGGAUAGAAGUUCAUUUCAUUCGUGUGAAACCAUCUCAUAUCUUAGAAGACCAAAUUGUCAGACCUUUGCUGAUGGUGCAUGGCUGGCCUGGCUCCUUUUAUGAAUUUUACAAGAUCAUUCCUUUGCUUAUUAAUCCACCCGGUCGUGUUUCAAACAGUGAAGAUGUAGUCUUUGAGAUCAUUUGUCCAUCCAUCCCGGGCUAUGGCUUUUCUGAGCCUCCCCACCAUCAGGGUUUUAACUCAUUAGCUGCUGCUCGGAUUUUUCACACGCUGAUGCAGAGAUUGGGUUUCCAGGAAUAUUACUUGCAAGGUGGAGACUGGGGCUCCCAAAUCACCAUGAACAUGGCACAGAUGCUGCCAAAGUAA
Messenger RNA from Protobothrops mucrosquamatus (brown spotted pit viper), 806 nucleotides. Its product is annotated as epoxide hydrolase 1-like. The record is from RefSeq and is a predicted model, not a curated record. Gene Ontology annotation, molecular function: epoxide hydrolase activity. Lineage: Eukaryota; Metazoa; Chordata; Lepidosauria; Squamata; Viperidae. Bases 21 to 806 code for a protein of 261 amino acids. The transcript is spliced from 5 exons. Gene Ontology annotation, biological process: epoxide metabolic process; arachidonate metabolic process.